AUGUCUAAAGCCAAGGAGCAUGAUUCUGACGAGAGUGAUGGGGAGUUUGUUGAUGCGAAUGAAUGGCAAGAUGGCGAUGAGGAUGAGGAUGAUGGUAUGGAGAUCGUAGGACCUCCUGCUGGACUUCUUAGAGGCACCGCUGCCGCAUUCCCAUCUUUGACCUCUACCUCGAACUCCGCAACCCAAGGUUCUCGCGUUCCCCUCGCAUCCGUUACUCAAGCCGAUUCCGACUCCGAUUCCAGCUCUGACUCUGAAGCCGAAGCCCAUCCUCCCUGCCCACGAUGCGUGAGAGCUAGACGCCUCGGAAAAUUCCCCUGCGUCGGUGGUCCACCUUGUCAACCAUGUGUUGGCAGUGGUUUUGAUACGGCUGAUCAAUGCCUAGAGCCUGAGCCUAAGGACGGGCGCACAGCAGCCGGUCGAGGCACUGGUUGGAGACCACCACAGGUAGGAAAGGGUCGCUUUUGUGCAAAGAACCAGAAGAAAUACAAGGACAGUCGUAGCAAGGUCAAGGGUAAGAAGACCAAACCUCGAUUCCCAGAACCGAAGUCUACUAAGCCGCAACCUACUAUGAGAAAGCACCGACGUGGUGGAGGUGGCGGUCGUGGAGGAAGAGGAGGCUCGGGAAUUGCGGUCUAG
Molecule: messenger RNA, 636 nt
Organism: Mollisia scopiformis
Lineage: Eukaryota; Fungi; Ascomycota; Leotiomycetes; Helotiales; Mollisiaceae
Exons: 4
Coding region: 1-636 (211 amino acids)
Source: RefSeq, a predicted model, not a curated record